Hypanus sabinus (Atlantic stingray) is the source of this 485-nucleotide messenger RNA. RefSeq names its product serine/threonine-protein kinase Chk1-like. Gene Ontology annotation, biological process: microtubule cytoskeleton organization; intracellular signal transduction; protein phosphorylation. Gene Ontology annotation, molecular function: tau-protein kinase activity; protein serine/threonine kinase activity; ATP binding. Gene Ontology annotation, cellular component: cytoplasm. Lineage: Eukaryota; Metazoa; Chordata; Chondrichthyes; Myliobatiformes; Dasyatidae. Bases 1 to 402 code for a protein of 133 amino acids. The record is from RefSeq and is a predicted model, not a curated record. The transcript is spliced from 4 exons.
AUGACAGUUCCAUUUGUGGAAGAUUGGGAUCUGGUGCAGACUUUGGGUGAAGGAGCAUAUGGCCAGGUACAAUUGGCAAUUAAUCGAACAAAGGAAGCAGUGGCAGUGAAGAAAGUGGACACCACACAUCCUCAUGACUGCCCUGAUAACAUCAAGAAAGAAAUCUGCAUCAAUAAGAUGUUGAACCAUUGUCCGCUUUUACAGGCAUCGUCGAGAGUCUCAUAUCCAAUACUUGUUUUGGAGUAUUACAGUGAAGAACAGCUCUUUGAUAGAAUAGAACCUGAUGUGGGGAUGCCUGAAGCAGAUGCUCAUAGGUUUUUCCAGCAGCUGACAGCAGGAACGAGUGAAUUCCAUCGUUUUAUACACAAAAUGCCGGUGGAACUCAGCAGGCCAGGCUUAUAGAGGCAACCAGCAGGGACUUCACGGACAGUAUGACCCGGCUGAUGACAAACAUUGUAAAACUGACGAACUCUGUGCAUUAAUAA